This is a messenger RNA of Anopheles maculipalpis, 1218 nucleotides long. Its product is annotated as maternal effect protein oskar. The transcript has 5 exons. NCBI's taxonomy places the organism in Eukaryota, Metazoa, Arthropoda, Insecta, Diptera, Culicidae. Bases 13 to 1215 code for a protein of 400 amino acids. The record is from RefSeq and is a predicted model, not a curated record.
AAUUGUUGCAAAAUGGUUUUACUCGCACCAUCAAUAUCGAACUAUGACCGAGAGGAAGAGCUGAAAAUUCAGCUGCGCAGCGUCAUCAUCACCCGCUCGAAGGAGGGUGCAACGAUCGACGAAAUAAUAGACGAUUAUCGGGAGCUGACGGGGACAGACUUGUUGUCAUUUUUCUACAACCGCAUCGUACUGGCCCGCUAUCUGUCCAUGCUUGACAACGUUUGGUGCUCGACGGACGGUUCCGGUGGGUUCCUGUUGUGGUUCUGCAGCACACCCAGGACAAAGCACAUGGUCCACAUGAUACAGCAGCAACGAUCACCACGUGCUGGCCGUAGCAGUUACAAGCGUUACAUGCCACGUGUAUCGGUUGCCGCGUCGGAUCAUCAGAGUAGCAGAUUGACGGGUGGCGUGGAAACGGGUUCCAAAAUGGCCACACAGACAGCGUAUAAUGAGACGGCACAGAUGCAGGAACCGGCAAGAUCCGGUCAAUCCAGCCGUUUCCAAAGGCGCACAUCACGCGUGGAACGGUACGUUCCGUACUCGCGCAGGACCGCUGGUCGUACGGGCGGUACAGGCUGGAGGCAAUCCCGUUCGGAUGAGCUUGAUUAUUCGAUGUACGGACCAUCGUACCAUCGUCAUCAGCUAGUGGGAGACGACUUUUUCCUAGCCAUAGCUAAAUGGGAACUUGGAUUUGCAUUUGACCAAGGCCAUUCGAUCGAUAUGAGCGGACUAUGCAUCUCAGGACUAACGCUCUCGGAGGCGGCCAAACGUGUCGAGAUAGCACCGUACAUCGCCGACCACGUGAUUGUGAACGUUGGUACGGUCGACUUGCUGCACGGACGCGAAAUGAUUGAUCUGAUACACGAUUUCGACCAGCUAGUGGCCCGGUUCCGGGAGCGUAGCGUCGAACCAAUCAUGACGACGUUGGCACCAAUCGCAAACAGUGGCGGCCGGACACCGAUGGCGGACCGAUUGCUCAAGAUGAACGAGUACAUCUGUCGCAACUGUCCGCGCACGAUCGAUCUGUGGAAGCACUUUGUGCACGCGAACGGUACGACACGGUUCGAGUGUUAUCAGCCCGGACCACGGAAGGUAUCGGGCAGCAUAAUGCCACACGUACUAUGGAACAAGCUCGGCCGGCAGAUGAUGUUGGGCGUGCUCGGCAAUGAAAUAGCCGCACAGCUUACGACCGACGAACAUUGGAGAUACUACUAGGUA